Molecule: messenger RNA, 2521 nt
Organism: Boeremia exigua
Lineage: Eukaryota; Fungi; Ascomycota; Dothideomycetes; Pleosporales; Didymellaceae
Product: major facilitator superfamily domain-containing protein
Exons: 5
Coding region: 188-2506 (772 amino acids)
Biological process (GO): transmembrane transport
Cellular component (GO): membrane
Molecular function (GO): myo-inositol:proton symporter activity
Source: RefSeq, a predicted model, not a curated record
CGGGUAGCUCCCACGAUCCUAAUGCGAACUAAUUCAGGUGCAAUGGUGGAUAUGAGGCUCAGCUGAAUUGCUGGAUCUCCGCUUGGCAGUCCAGCAUCGUAUCACUUUCUGCUGUAUUCUACUCCGCUACAGUUGACUUCCUGUAUAUCUUCCAUUACUAUUCGCACCUGCAGAUAUUGUUCGCAUCAUGGCUACCAGAGAGCCAGUCCGCCAACUCCCUAUCGAGCUUGCUGGUAUGAAGACUCCCGUUGAGCCUACUCCCGUAAAACCUACUCCCGUAAAACCUACUCCCGUAGAGCAUCGUCCUAGGGAUCCAGAGCGUCACUUCUCCAUCGAAGUUACUGAUGACGUAAUUUCUCAACACGAGCCUUUGUAUGGCGUUACUAAAGAGUAUGCCGAAGCGUUUUACGAUAUAGCUCAGCUUCCCAUAGAGCGAGAAGUCUUCAAACGUGGCGUGAUCGCGCUUCGACACCAACCUGAACUACAGCACAAGUUUAUUGAGGACAUGGAAGCGGAGAGCAUUGAAAAGGAGAAAGUCAAAGAUAAUCCGCUUGCUGAUCACACGCCGCAUAAACCCAUUCCUCUCAGGAUCUUCGAUCUCGAAUACACAGAACUCGAGAGCGAGACCUUAUAUGCGGCAUGGACCAAGACUGAGAAGAUAAGCAGUCAGUGGGAGACUUUCAAGAACCUUUCAAGGUUGCAUCAUCUACUGAUAGUGACUUGUGUAUACGCAGCAAUGACACAAGGUUGGGAUCAGGCUGCCAUGGCAGGGGCUGCCAUCGAGGUGAUGAAGGACCUCGGUAAACCGAUCAUAAGCAGUCAUCCUGCUAUCCCCACUCGACGCGCAGACAAUGGCGGCCCCAACAUUGGCCUGGACCACAACACGUGGCUUCUUGGAUUGACGGUUGGGGUUCCCUUCUUUGCUGGGGCCAUUCUCGGCUUACUCAUGACGGACCCCAUCACUUCGGUCUUGGGUUUUGGGCGUCGAGGAGCCAUAUGCGUUGCUGGUGUCCUCAGCUUCGUAUCUGUUAUUGGCUCUGCAUCAGUAAACAAAUGGGAGCAUCUCUUAGGUUUUCGGGUUCUGCUUGGAGCUGGUAUGGCAGGUAAGGCAUCAAUUGUGCCUAUCUUGCUGUCAGAAACCUCACCUAUGAAUAUACGCGGUAUAUUGCUCGUGUUCUGGCAGCUCUUCGUUGCUUUUGGGCUAGCCGCUGGCUCGAUUACGAACUUCAGCGUUUACCGUCUGGAUACUGACUCCAGUUGGCGAUAUAUGUUCAUCGCAGCGUUCAUUCCUGCUCUUCUCUUGCUCUCUCUAGUCCUAUUCUCACCUGAAUCGCCACGGUGGCUCUUGAAAGAGAGUGGUGCCAGGGCGGGCCGCGACAACGAGAUGAUGCAUCGACGAGCAAUGAUCCAGCAAGCCUACAAAUCACUCGUCGAUCUUCGCGGCGAAGCUAGCCCAGUGCUGGCUGCUGGAGAGAUCUUCUUACUGCAUCGGCGUUUGAUCGAUGAACAGGGCAUACUCAAGCACUCAUUAUCUUCUAAAAGACGUGAGGAGAGAGAAAGAGUAGAUCCUGUGCUAGGCGAAGUUGUCGGUCACAUCGGCUGGUGGCCACGGUUGAAAUUGAUGUUCUUCCGGCGCGGUCCUGCCAGACGAGCACAUAUGGCUGCCGGCGCCGUUAUGAUCUCGCAACAGUUGUGCGGCAUCAACCUGAUCGCGUUUCUUGCUGACACCUUCUUCCGGUAUUCCUUCUUCCACCACGACCAUAAUACCAGUCCGAGCGAGAACGUUCAGCUGUUAGGCGCGUCCCUGGGCUUGAUGCUACUCAACUUUCUUGCAACUAUACCUGCACUGUUCAUCAUGGACAGAAGUAACGGCCGACGGCUCUCCCUUCUUUGUUCUUUUCCAUGCAUGGCCAUUUCGCUGUUGGGUGCAGCUUUGGUGCUGAAGGCCCCCGAAGCUGUAGCUGGUAAGCCGAAUGUCAGCACCAUCGCCAGUCAUUACAUUUUCCUAGCACUUUUUAUAAUUGCCUACUCUUUAGGAGCAGGUCCUGCAGCAUUUGUUGUCUCGGCGGAAGUGUUUCCGUUAGUUAACCGCGAGCUCGGAAUGAGCCUUGCAGUCUUCUGGAACUUUAUAGGAGCUGGCCUUCUAGCAGUCGUUGCCCCCUGGCUUCUCAAAGAGAUGGAUCAACUUGGCGUCCUUCUGCUCUUUGCUGGGCUCAACAUGAUCGCGUGGGGUCUCUGCUUCUGGUUGGUACCCAGCACCGGAAACGAGGUUCUUGAAGAUGUGCUUGCGGUACUCGAAAUACCUCUCGGUUGGAUGCUUGGCCAUCGAAUCCAAACCUUCUUGCAGAGGCCGUCCCAACUUCAUGAGUACCUUCGCGAGUAUGGACGUAAGGCCUGGGAAGAGUGCGGCUAUCUCGGCGAACCUGGAGGGCCUGUGGAGGAAUACAAGAAGCAUCGGGACAAACAAGAGAAGCAGCGCAAGCAGAGGACCGACAAUAGCGCGUGACGUCAACGAAGACAC